This is a messenger RNA of Hydatigera taeniaeformis, 705 nucleotides long. Lineage: Eukaryota; Metazoa; Platyhelminthes; Cestoda; Cyclophyllidea; Taeniidae. The record is from the annotation of a GenBank genome assembly.
AUGCACAUUGUUCCUCUCCUCACUAUUCUGUGUCCUCUUGUCAGAUGCGGAAACUAUGUGCACAUUCCGCCUAACUGGCUGUGCUACGUGGCUCCAGAGAUCAUGCGUGCUCUAAACAUCGGUAAUCCGGCCAACGAAUUGCCCUUCACACCAGAGAGCGAUGUCUUUGCUUUCGGAACGGUGUGGUACGAACUUCUCACUUGUGAGUAUCCCUUCCGUGGCUUACCGACAGAAACGCUUGUCUACCUCGUGGGCACUGGAAUAAAGCCUCCUCUCAAGCUGCAAUGCCCUCGGGACUUCAAACUUACAUUGGUGCGUUUCGAUAAUAUCUUCAACAUGGCUAUCAUUUGCAUUGAACUGGACACUGCCGUUAAUUUGCUCCUAUUUGUUAUUCCAUGGCAUUUCCUGCAGGAGGUGAUGCGCCAGUGUUGGUCCUACCACCCGCAGGACAGGCCGGAGUUCACUGCUCUGGUGAAGCAGCUAGACCGCUUGCCGAAGCUGCAUCGCAGCCCAUCCUAUCCCACGAAACCGCAUUCAGCCUUUGCCAUCGUCUCUUCUUCGGGCGCCUCAGCGUCUUCUAACGCCGCCAGCGGUACCACUUCUUCCAUUGUGGGGGGUGGUGGCGGUGGAGGCAGCGGUGUUGGAGGCGGCGAGGCACGCAUCUCAGGAAAUCGUCUCAUCCUACCCCUCCUUUUGGUCCCCUAA